AUGCAACAACCCUGGCUUCUUUGUGGAGAUUUCAAUGAGAUUGGGGAUGUCUCUGAAAAGAAAGGGGGAGCUCCCUGUGACAUGCUCCAAAUUAGAAGGUUUAGGGACUGGAUAGAUGAUUGCAAUCUCAUAAACCUGGGGUUCAAAGGCACCAGAUUCACCUGGAGAGGUCCGCUAUGGAGUAAUGGUUGUCGUAUAUUUAAGAGGCUAGACAGGACUUUGUGCAAUGCAGAGUGGAGUCUGCGAUUUCAGGAUGCAAUUGUAGGAACUCUUCCCAGAGUUCGCUCAGACCACUACCCCUUGUUGAUAAGAUGUGAGAGGAGAAGUGGAUGUCCAACUGCCAAACCUUUCAGUUUUGAGUACAUGUGGAUGCAACACUGCGAAUGGAACCAAUUGAGGACUUCACAAUAA
Molecule: messenger RNA, 411 nt
Organism: Arachis ipaensis
Lineage: Eukaryota; Viridiplantae; Streptophyta; Magnoliopsida; Fabales; Fabaceae
Source: RefSeq, a predicted model, not a curated record